CUGUGCUGCCGGCUGGAAUUUCGCCCUCUGACGUCACUGCCUGUUACUCUCCCAGAUUUGGGAAAAAGAAGUUUCACUUUAAGUGGAGAUUUGAAACUCAGUGAUUCUUAGAAAGCAAGGUUUGUGAUUAUCGGGUGAUUUGUUUUUGCUCCUGUCUGUUGGAAAAGAAUCUGAUAUUUUUACAGAACCAUGUGGGGUGGCCAGAAUGAUGGUGACCAUCAAGGUCAUGUGACUGCACGGAUGGAGACCUGCUUACCUAUGGGUACCACCAGCAUUUCUGUAUCCCAGCAACAGUCUCCUAAGAAGUUUGCUCCUGUUGUGGCUCCCAAGCCCAAGUUCAACCCUUAUAAACAACUGGGGGAGGCAGCACAUGAGGGAGCUGGGGACUAUCCUCCACCUCCUCCACCUGCUGUUGACACCAGCGGGCUUCAGUGCCCCUCCACCUUCCCACCUCCUCCACCCAUGGAUGAGAGCUCCUUCAGCUUUCAGAUAAAGGGACCAGAGAAAACUCUGGAAGAGCGACGUUCCAGUCUGGAUGCUGAGAUCGACUCCCUGACGAGCAUCCUGGCCGACCUAGAGAGCAGCUCCCCAUACAAACCGCGCACGCCACAGAAUUCUGCCAACCCAGCUGUGUCAGGCUCCAAUGCCCCUGUCACAGGCUACAGGCGCAUGGUUAUUCCAACCCAACCUCCUCUAACUGCUACCAAGAAAUCCACCCCGAAACCUCAGGCCCCUCCAAAUGUCUCUCCUGCGGCUUCCCCUGCUCCACGCCCUCAAUAUCAGCCCACUCCCCAACCUGUUCCAGCAUCCUACACCACCGCCUCCACCCCGAGCCAACCCACCUUCAAUGUUCAGGUCAGGGCGGCCCAUUCUGGGCCCCAGCAGCAGCCGAUUCGCACUCCAGCCCAAGUGCAGUACAUGCCGGCUCAACCCAGAGCCCCUGACUUCGCGUAUGGGCCUCCGCAGCCGGGAUUCUGCCCAACUCCUUCAGGAGGCUACCAGGACCAGCACUAUGGUGGAGCUCCUGGUUAUGGAGGUCACAACACAUGGAGAGCUGAGCCAAGUCACCACGCUCCUCCUCCUGCCAGCCAAGGUUACCAGCCCAUCCCUCCAAAAAAGACCUACAUCACUGACCCUCCAGCCAGCCUGGCACCCUUCGGUGGUGGGCCCUCUGUUCCUCAUAAGGGCCGUCCUGAGGAGGAGCUGGACCGCCUGACUAAGAAGAUGUUGUAUGACAUGGACAACCCCCCCUCUCAGGAGUAUUUUGGUCGGUGUGCAAGCUGUGGAGAGAAUGUGGUGGGUGAGGGGACAGGUUGUACUGCCAUGGACCAGGUCUUUCAUGUUGGCUGCUUCAUCUGCAUGACCUGUGGCUCCAAGCUCAGAGGGAAGCCUUUUUAUGCUGUUGAAAAGAAAGCUUACUGUGAGCCCUGCUAUAUUAACACCCUGGAGAGCUGCAACAUAUGCAGUAAGCCUAUAAUGGAGCGUAUACUGCGGGCGACUGGGAAGGCCUAUCAUCCUCAUUGCUUUACCUGUGUGGUGUGCCACCGAAGUCUGGACGGCAUUCCCUUUACUGUGGACGCCUCCAACCACAUCCACUGCAUUGAAGACUUCCACAAAAAAUUUGCCCCACGUUGCAAUGUGUGUAAAGAGCCCAUAAUGCCAGCUCCUGGCCAGGAGGAGACUGUGCGUAUUGUUGCCUUGGACCGUGACUUCCAUGUGCAGUGUUACCGCUGUGAGGACUGUGGCUGUCUUCUCUCUGAGGGGGACAAUCAGGGUUGCUACCCUCUGGAUGGGCAUGUUCUCUGCAAAAACUGCAACACCAGUCGCAUCCAGACCCUCACUGCCAAGGCUACGACUGACCUCUGAGUCACAAACACACAGUAUAUACAGUACAUGCACAUCCCUGGUAUCCCUGCAGAUGCAUUCAUCAAAUAUUGAGAAACACCAUAUCCUGUCAAAUCACUGCAUGCAAAUAUUUAUGCCCAGACAUACUCAAUGCACAUGUACGCAUAAAGCUGUCAUUCCACUUAAGAAGCCACAUCUUUUCUUGUUGCUCAUGCGCCUCCACACACUGUAUUAAAAUUGCACUCAUAUAUUCUGUCCAGGGAAAAUUAUUCCUUCUUAUAAGCAGAUAUGUAUUCCUCAAGGCUCACAACAGCUGCUUUUGAACACAUAAAUAAUGUACAGGUAGACCUUAUCAGAGAUACUGUAUAUAGAGACAGAUGGUGUUUUCAAAAUGCUCCAGUCAGUUUUUAGCAAUGUUUUUAAAGCAAUAGUUUAUCCAAAAUUGAAAAUUCUGUCAUCAUUUACUCACCCUUAUGUCAUUCCAAACCCAUAUGUUCAGAAGAAUAUUAGCAUCAGUCACCAUUCACUUUCAUUUUCUGGGAAAAAAAAUAGAUGCAAUGAAAGUGAAUGGUGACUGAAGCUAACAUUCUGCCUAACAUGAGUGUGAGUAAAUGAUAACAGAAUUUUUUGGGUGCACUAUCCCAUUAAUAAUAGUUGAUAAAAACCCUCAUAGAACAUCACAAGACAGUACCUCUGAAAAGAGACAAUGCUCUACAAUCAAUAUAAUUUUUGGUAUGUAUCUGACCUAUGACUUUGAUUUUAAAAUGUAUAACUCUGUUGAAACUGUAUUUCACCAUCAAACACAGAGCCAACAUCUAUGGAAAUACAUUUUCAUGCAGUGCUACCAGUUAUAUAAACAAAGUCACACCAAUGGACACAAGUAUACAAACUCAUACUCUCUGCAAUGGCUUUUCAUAGCUUUAUCUCAUAAUGCAGAUACAAACAUGCUUGCCUGGAAUUUUUUGCAAUAUAUAAUUCAAACACAGUUGAAUGGCAUAUUAAAUGCAUAUAACAUUGAAACCUCCUGAUAUAUUAUGAUGCCUCUGAUAAAUUCUGUUGGGAAUCUUGAGGUUUCAUUUUUGCAAAGGUACACAACAUUUACAGGUAUAGAAAGACCCUGACUCUGACCUUGAUUCAUGCAUCAGACCUGCUUCAUUAUCAGCAUGUUUUGAUAACAUACAGAUGUAAACACUGUUUAUAAACACACAGCCUUUUUAUGCACACAUUUCUGAAUUCAGCCUUUGAGAUAAAAGUCACCAAAGAGCUACAUUUACUUUCUCUGGGAAAGUGUGUAUGUAUAUUGUUGUAUGCUUAUGAAAUCUGGGAAAUCGGGAAGAGUAUUUUAUCACUUAAGGACUGUGAAUAACCUUCAGUAGCUCAUGUAAGACUCAAAGCCCAAAUAUGCUGUGGUUCAUUUAGUGCGAUCUCCUGGUUCGUCCUCAAUGGAACACUUUAAUUCAAGCUAAUUUAAUUAGAAAUAUCCUAUGCUUAUAGUUUUGUUUGGUUUGGUGUUUUUUCUUUUUUUUUUUUUUUCGCUCAGUUAUUGCAUUUAUUUGUAUAUCAUGAGUGAAAAAUAUUGAGGAUGUAUUGGGAUAAAAUGUAUGCAUUUUCAGAUAUGCACAGUGAAUUGUGUAAUACUUAACUAUGUAAUAGCAGAAUGAGAAUAAUUUGGUAUUAAUGUAAAAGUCUCAGAGGAAACAACAAAUGCUCUCAGAUUAGGUUUAAAGUUUGACAAUCAGGGCAGAAAGGAUUUGGGAAAAACUUUGUUGUAUUUUUUCUAAUUUGAUCUACAGUGAGGCUUAAAAGGCUGAUGUGCUCUCUUACAUAGCCCAGUGAACAAUAUUUUAACUAUUCUCAAAUUGUGAAUUUAUUGUAGUAUUAGUUACUUAUAAGAUAGAUAUUAAACAUAGGAAAAUCAUUUAAGGAUAAGAAUUCUACUUUCAUAAUUUUGUAAAUGGAUAAUAUCAUUAUGCAAAUUUCUUCUAUGUUGUUACAUUGACACUUUACGUAAAGGGACAGUUCACCCAAAAAUUACAAUUCUCUCAUCAUUUAUUCAGGACAUAAAUAUUGAUCCGUUUCUCACCCACAUAUUGUAUUGCUUCUGAAGACAUGAAUUUAACCACUGGACCUACAGAGCUGAGAUAUCCUUCUAAAAAUCUUUGUUUGUGUUCAGCGGAAGACAAAGUCAUACACGUCUGGGAUGGCAUGAGUGUGAGUAAAUAAUGUGAGAAUUUUCAUUUUGGGGUGAACUAUCCCUUUAAGAAUGAUAUGCAGACAUUUUUUUUUCAAGUGUUUGAGCUGUUCUUAAAACUACAGUGCACACAGUUUUGGAAAAUCGGAAAUUAUGAAUAUAUAUCUACAGAGUGCCAUCAUAAAUAAAAAUUUUCAAGAGUUAACAACCCAGGAAAAUUUCAGUCAUAUCGGUUUACAGCAGCGAUGCCCCAGGGAGUUUCCCCUCUGGUUGCAAGGGUAAAUUCAUAUGUGAAAAACAGUAAACAAUUAUAAACAAUAUAUAUGCAUACUGGAUAUUUAUAUAUAUGUGGUCAUAGACCCUUCUUGAUUUAUUAUGGCAAUUUGUUGAUUAUUCUGUAUGUAAAACUAAAUGCACUGUGGCUUUAAGCCAUGAGAGCUACGUUUGUGCUUCAGUGCUUCAAUCUAUACCUCCUUUUCUUAGUACUUUUUCUAAAUGUGCUGUGCCUUUUCCAGCCUGUGUGGAACUGGGGUGUUUUAACUUAAUCGAGCACAGAAACCGCUGUUUGUGGCUGGUGCUGUGUGUAGUUUUUUGUAAUUCACACUACCUAGAGGCAAUGCAUAUUUGCUACUUGAACUGAUAUUUUUUUUUUUUUUUCAUUUUUUAGAUAGAAAGACCAAAUAUUUCAAGUCUUAAUUAGACAUUUGAGAGUGUUGAAAUAUUAAGUGUUAUUGGAAAGAUAAUUAUUUCAGAAUUAUUUGCCACAAAUAUGCUGUCCUUACUUUUCCUUGCUUUUUACUUCACAAAAGCGAGUUCUUUUUACACAUAUUGCUAAUAGAUUUAUCUCAAUUUGAAUUUAAUUAAUUAAUUCGUAUCUAUAAAGCAUUCCUUUACCAUGUAAGUUGUAUUUGUAAGGGUUUUAUUCUGUUUUUCUAGUAUAUGAUCUGGUGCAAUUGCGCACACACAGUACCUUGUUUCAUGUUGUGCCAAUUUGUGAUCAUUCAAUAGCAAUAACCUGCUGAUUAUAUAAGACUGUUGUUACAACAUAUUCCAAAUACCAGCAUUUAAGUGCUGAAAUACAUAAGUAAAACCUAUUGAAAACAUAUAGGACUGGUGGAAAGCUGUCAUAUACUUAAUUGGGCACUUUUAUUUUUAUUUUUUUCCUUUCAUCAAAAAAGGUAGUUUAAAGGAACCUAAUCUGUGCCCUGGUGACAUUCUGAUUAUGUACUUGGAUUCUGUUCUUCCACUCUGAUAUUUUUAUCAUGUACAACUUGCUCUAUAAUUAAUAAACCUUUUGAAAA
Molecule: messenger RNA, 5337 nt
Organism: Xyrauchen texanus (razorback sucker)
Lineage: Eukaryota; Metazoa; Chordata; Actinopteri; Cypriniformes; Catostomidae
Product: lipoma-preferred partner homolog
Exons: 11
Coding region: 190-1866 (558 amino acids)
Biological process (GO): cell-cell adhesion
Cellular component (GO): focal adhesion; stress fiber
Source: RefSeq, a predicted model, not a curated record